AUGAAUGGAAUUAAAGUGAAUGUAAAUAAUCAGAAUGGUGGUCAACACAAUGACUAUAUGAGUAUAUUGAGCAAUAAUGAUAAUAAUAAUUACCUAUUGGAUUUUGAGCAUAUUUCUAACGAUGUCUUUGAAGCCAACAUUAAACCAUGCUUAAAACAACUACGAUGUGUUAUCAAUGAAUUAAUCGAUAGUGAAUCAGUUUAUUUAAAGAGUUUAUGCGAUAUUGAAGAGGGUUAUUUACUACGCUUAAAAGAGAAUGACAUUGGUGUGAAUUCACAACUGUUAGACGUUCUCUUUUACAAAAUUCCAGAUUUACGAGUUUUUCAUGCGCAACUUCAUACUGAUCUCCAGUUGGGUCGUGAUAAUCUUAUACAACUUGGACAAGUAUUCUUGGAUAAUGCAAAACAAUUUGAAGAGCUUUAUGUUGAAUUCUGUUUAAAUUAUCCAAAAAGUAUUCAUUUACUCGAAGAGGAACAGAAAUCUCGUACAGAAUUAUGGACAUACCUUAUCAAUUGUCAGUUGGAAUUACAACAUCAACUUCCAUUGGCUACUUAUUUGCUGAAGCCAGUUCAGCGUGUACUGAAAUAUCAGCUACUUUUACAGGAAUGCCUACGACAUUUGAAUCAGUUAGUUACAGAGCUAUCGAAACAUCACUCAUCAGGAGGGGCGAAUGGUUCUUCGUUAAAGAAAACUCCAAGCAAUCUAGAGUCUAAUAGUGAAAAUACUAACAACAACAACAACAACAAAAAUGGCUGUAAUAACAGUGAUGGUGUCGAUUGUUUGGAUUAUCUCAAUGAAUCUGUCUAUACACUGCGACGAGCGUUAGAACGUAUGAUUCAAGUUGCUGAUCACAUCAAUGAACGUAAACGUUAUCGUGAAUUUUUAGAUCAACUGCGUUCAACUCGAUUGGAUGUAGAUAAUUGGGGUGAUAUUGUACUGGGUGAUUAUUUUCGUAUACCAGGUAAAAAAGAUCUACGCUUAGUUCUACUGUUUCAAUGCGCUCUAAUUCUUUGUAAAUAUACACAACCUAGUGGUAAUAUACACUUGUCAAGUACUCAAUCACUAUCUGUAAAUGAUAACUGGAUCAGUAAUACAACAACAUCGACGACAACAACAACAACAGCAGGCACCUUAACAGGACCACGUAAUAGUUUAGAUCGUGUAGGACCAGGAAAUUCAAGUCUCUGGAAUUUGAAUGUUAGAUCUAUUGAAAUACGUGAAGUAAUCAGUUGUGCUAAUUUAAUGUUAGUUGAAUGCAUUGAUAAAGAUCCAUUAGCCUUCCACAUACUACCAUUCGACAAUCCUAAAGCUCAGCGUACUUUACAAGCAAUCAGUCUGGAGACGAAACGUUUAUGGUGUCGUGAAAUAAAACGCUUAAUCUUAGAAAAUUAUGAUGCUGCUAUACCAGAAAGAGCUAAACAAAUAGUUUUAAAUAUGGCUGAAUUAACUUAUGGUCCACCUAUUAAAGAUAUUUCUGAUCUACCAAUGAGUUUAACUAGUUUACAAAAAGUUGGAACAUUUUAUGCUGGUCAACAACGAAAUGGUUUAAUGAAUGAAGAACGGUCAGCAAGUGGUCGAGUUCAUCGUAAAAGUGAUACAGCUCUUCCGCGUCUCCGACGUCUUGUCAAUCGAUCAAUCAGUAGUACUAAUGCUCCACUUGCUUCCAAUUUCAUUCGCACACCGUAUCCAUCAUUAGAUGAAGAUACAGCGGAAGCGAGAACACCUCCUGUGACAAAUGGAUGUAUGUUGAAUGGUAACAGUAAGCAUAACAGCAGAGAUUCUUUAUCGUUUGAUAAUAGUAGUAACCAUGGUAAUAAUUCUACUGAGAGACAUCUUGAUUCUUUACUGCAUGAAGCAUGGGAAGAAAUUUGGGCUAAACAUCAUUCUCCUGUUAAACCAAAUGGGAAUAUAUCCACAAAUGGUGCUGGUGGUGGUGUUGUUGUUUCUCCUGCUGUUAAUGGUCAAUUAAAUCCCCUAAGAAAUACUCAUCAUCAUAAUAGUAAAGGAGGAGGAGGAGGAGGAGCAGGAGGGGAGACGGCAGAAGAUGAUCAUGAUGGUACAUUGACAAUGAAUACUGUCAAUGAGGCAGAUUUUCGAUGUAUAGCUGUGGAGAUUAAUGAAGAACGAUUUGGCCUUUCGUCAUCAUCAUCACCAAAGUCGAUAACUUCAAAUUGUACAGUCAGUGAAACACGAAAGUGUUCAGUAUCUUCGCUAUCAAAAUUAAGCAAUACUCCUACAAAUCAUUUUAUAAAUCAUUCAGACAACCCGAAAUUCUCAGUUCCAACUUCUCCUUCAUCACAGACUUUAUCGCAUUGUUCUUCAUCGCCGUCCUUCCCAGUUUGUCAUAAAUCAUCAUUAACCAGUAACUCGAUACCAACUGGCAAUGGGAUAACUCCAUCAGUGUAUAUUGAUUGUCCAAAUGCAUCAAGUUAUGAUGUGAUUACAUUCGGUCGAACCUAUGAACAGUAUAUAGCUAAAGCUCGAGCUAUGGUUGCUUUAUCUCCACGUGAUUUGGAUGAAAUCUUCAGUCCAUUACGAGAAUUAGCCUGUAUUAUUGAUUGUAGUGAAAAUAAUCUUUCACCUACUUCUAGUAGUAGUAGUAGUACACUGGCUCAUCGAUGUGCAACUGUUCCGUUAACAGUGAAUACAAAUCUCAGUCAGACCAAGCAACGGUGUGCUACAUCGUCAAGUAUUACAAAAAAUUUGAGUAGAUUAACUCAAGGAUUAAAAAUUUCUUUAACUGAUUUAUCAUCUCAUGUUGAACAUGAAAAUGAUACAAUGAGUGAUGGUGAUCGAAGUAAUGGUCAUUGUUCGUCUGGUGGGAGUUCACCACGACAUAUUAUUAGUCGUAUUGCUGUAACGCAUAAUCGAAACACUUUCAGUAAUGAUUUAAUCACAAAAACUAUAACUGUGAUACCAAACAGCAUUCCAGAUCCUUCAUUUCGUACAACAGCGACAGCGACAGCGACAGCGACAGCAACAACAACAACCACAGCAAAUAAUCGCUCAUCAGCUGUUAGAUCUAAUUCACUGGCAAGAUUUCAAACCAGUGACUCGAAAAACAACCUUAAUACAGUCAGUGAUGCGCAUAAUGGACGAAGAUGUUCAAGACAAGGAUCAUUUGAAAGAGCUGACAGUUGUCAUAAUGGUACUAAAUCUUUCUCGGGUUCACCAAAACAACAAUUACUAGGCAUUAAUAAUGGUCUGUCGAAUAAGCCAAGUGUCUCUAAACCGCCUAGAUUAACCAAUCACCAUAGUACACUGACAUCUGUUGGAAAGCCAGUUAAAGCUACUUAUAACAAUUCAGUAGACAGAAAACAAACUAUGCAUGAUUCUUCUUGUUCAACGCCUACUUCACCUAUAGUAUAUGAUUUAAAUGGUAGACGUAGCCGUCGAAAAUCACGUGCACCUGCUCCACCAGUCCCCCUGGGAAAUACUCGUCCUCCUCUUCCUCAUCCGCCUCUUAAAGCGCCAUUAGCAGUUUUAGAAGGAGGUGAUGAUGUAUGUGUAGAAUCUGUUUGUAGUGGUCAUGUAAAAGCUGUGAUAUCAUCACUUUCAGAAAUAUCAACUAAACCGAAUGGUCUUUUCAAAGCAAAUUCUCUACACUUAAAAGACAGGACUACUACUGCUACUGCUGAUGACACUAACAAAGGGAAACCAAUUAAACCACCUCGACGACUUAACAGUACAUCAUCUUCCAGUGACAUUCCUCAUACAUUUAUCAAGGAGAAAACUGCUCCGAGUAGAAAUUAUUCACCAACAUUGAGAAGCCUUCAUAAUCCUCCUCCUCCUUCAUCAAGCCAUAAUAACAAGACAACUGCUACUACGUCUCAUGAUGCUGUAAACCAACGUUUAGGCAUUGUAAAGAAUAUGAUCAAUAAAUUUCAGCAACCAUAG
Messenger RNA from Trichobilharzia regenti, 3897 nucleotides. The record is from the annotation of a GenBank genome assembly. Lineage: Eukaryota; Metazoa; Platyhelminthes; Trematoda; Strigeidida; Schistosomatidae.